AUGUAUCCUAACAUUUGCGUGAAAAUAUGCACCAGUGGUCGAUUUAUGUUCGGGAAGGAGUCAAUCUUCAUGCAACCAUGGCAAAUUGUGGAAUUUGAAGGUUGCCUUUAUUAUGCAUUUCUCCCAGCAAAUCAUUUGAAGGACUUAGUUGCACUUGACGAAGAAGAGCAUAAUCUGGACGAGGAAACUGAAGAUAUUGAAAAGUUAUUAUCAGAUAACGAAGGCACUCUUGUUAGCAAUGAUCAGGAAAGCAACGCAAACGUAGAUCUUAACGAACUUAGCGAUUACUGCCAGGUUAAAGUUGAAAGUAAUUCAAGUGAUACCGAAUUGCCAUCAAGGGUACAGAUUGCGAUCCCUAGUGUGGUUGAACUGGAGAGUACUUAUUCAUGCAGUGCAUGUAACAUAGAUUUUGAUCUCGAGAUCAUGCUGAGGAGGCACAAUAUAAAAUUUCAUAAUCACCGAGCCCAUAAGUACAAAUGCAAAGUAUGUCCGAAAACUUGCAAAACGUUGAUGGCGUUUAAAAUGCAUGUAGAUAUGGAACAUGAGAAGACUAAAGAUCCUAUUGUGUUUGUCUGUACAUAUUGCAAAUUUGAAUGCAAAAAAAGGACGACCCUUCACUCGCACGUCGCAAGGAAGCAUGCAACACAUCAGAAGGAGCAUGAGGAGUAUUUGUGCGACAUUUGCGAAUUCAAGUGCCAGAGUAGACGUCGAUUGAAGGAACAUCUUGAGAGAAAACAUGCUGCUGACUACAAAUAUGUCUGCGAGAUAUGUGGUAAAAAGUUCAAAGUCAAGGGUGAUAUGAGACUUCACGUAAGAUUUAAGCACAAAGAGGGACCUAGAAUAUGCGACGUCUGUGGAAAAACUUGUUCAAACAGUAACUCUCUUUACGUUCAUCAAAAAUGGGCCCAUUUUAAACCAAAGUACGAGUGCCACAUUUGCCACCGUCGCAUGGUUACCCAAUUUAAUCUCGAUCAACAUAUUUUACUACAACAUGAAAGGCGAGAAAUCUUUGUGUGCGAGGAGUGCGGUAAAUCUUUCACUGAAAAUCACAGGCUGAAACAGCAUAUGAUGACUCACACCGGAGAUAGACCACACACGUGUACGAUUUGUGGUAAAGCAUUUUUAUCAGCCAAGGACACAGAAAAACACCAUGGAAUAUUUAUAUUUGGCAAGGAGUCUGUAAUUAUGCAAGAAUGGCAGAUUAUCGAAUUUGAUGACAAGCCCUGUUACGCCUUUCUCCCUGCUAGCUGUUUCUCUGAAACUGUAAGCGAUAAGCAACUAAAUGAGGUCGAUAAUGAUAUCAAUGUCGCUGCUGAAGAAAGCUAUAAAAAUGAGCCUGUGCCAGGGAGUGAGAAUGAGUCUGAGUUGGGACUAACUGAAAAUCACGAAUCACCUAUUGUCAGUGACGAAGACAGAGCACUCGAUAAAGUUGAAAACGGACGCACAAUAGGCGACUUGUAUCAAGUAAAAAUGGAAGGAAAUACCGUUACUAUUGAAAAAUUGGCUGAGAAUGUUACGGAAUCUAUAAAUCAAGAUAAUGAACUUUCAGAAGAAUCGAACAAUCAGUUUUUUUCUGAACACGUGACACCUUUGCCAGAUUCGAUCAUACGAUCCCUCAAGUGUAAGGCUUGUUCAAAAACUUUUGACACAGAAAUAGCAUUUCGGAAGCACGUCGCAUGGACGCACAAGAAGAAAGUUUGCAUCGAAGAAAAUGGGGCCUAUGUAUGCGCCGUGAAAGGGGACUUGACAACUCAUGUCAGGUUUCAUCAUAAAGAGAAACCCACAAUGUGCGAUUUGUGUGGUAAAUCAUGCCGUAACAGUGGCUCAUUGUACGUCCAUCAGAAGUGGGCUCACUACAAACCCAAGUUUGAGUGUCACAUUUGCAAACGACGAAUGGUAACUCAGGAGAAUUUAGACCAACAUUUGCUUCUGCAGCACGAAAAGAAGGAAAGGAUCAUGUGCGCCGAAUGCGGAAAGACGUUCAACAAAAAAGACUCUUUUAAGAGGCACAUGUCUAUACAUACGGGUAACAAACCGCACCUCUGCCCUAUCUGUAGUAAACCAUUUGCUCGUCGAUCUCAACUACGACAACAUCUCUUGAUUCACACUGGAAAGCGACCAUUUGUGUGCGACAUAUGUGGCAAGGCUUUCACCCAGAAACCAGGCUUAAUAUGCCAUCGAAAAACUCAUCCUGGAACCCAUCCUCCGCUACCUGUGAUGCCAAUCGGUGAUAUCGUCAACGAUCUUGCAGGGUUUAAAAAGGACGAUCAGGACUAA
Neodiprion virginianus is the source of this 2277-nucleotide messenger RNA. RefSeq names its product oocyte zinc finger protein XlCOF6-like. Gene Ontology annotation, cellular component: nucleus. The record is from RefSeq and is a predicted model, not a curated record. Lineage: Eukaryota; Metazoa; Arthropoda; Insecta; Hymenoptera; Diprionidae. The transcript is spliced from 4 exons. The coding region runs from base 1 to 2277 and encodes 758 amino acids.